CAUGGUUACUCUUUCAUGGCCGCUGUGAUUGUAGGAGCUUCCAGUGUUAUUGGCGCUGAAACUGCACGUGUUCAUGUAGUCAUGGGGGUAAGGAAUGUGGCUGCUGGUAAAGAUGUCAAAGAAGCAAUUGUGAAGGAAAUUUCAACCGCUAAAGUUGAUGCAAUGGAAUUGGAUCUCAGUUCAAUGGAAUCUGUGAGGAAAUUUGCAUCAGAUUUCAGCUCCUCAGGUCGACCUCUGAAUCUCCUUAUUAAUAAUGCAGGAAUUAUGGCAACUCCUUUCAUGCUUUCAAAGGACAACAUAGAACUACAGUUUGCAACCAACCACAUAGGUCAUUUUCUUUUGACACACCUCUUGCUGGACACUAUGAAGAAAACUGCACGGGCAAGAAAAAGAGAAGGAAGAAUUAUAAAUGUCUCAUCAGAAGCUCACCGUUACACGUACAAGGAAGGAAUUCUUUUUGACAAGAUUAAUGAUCAGUCAGGGUACAGCAGUUUUGCUGCAUAUGGCCAAUCAAAACUUGCUAAUGUUCUGCAUGCUAAUGAACUAGCAAGACGCCUAAAGGAAGAUGGUGCGGAUAUAACUGCAAAUUCACUUCACCCAGGAACAAUUGCCACCAAUCUUUUCCGCCAUAUCAAUCUGGGUCCAGUUACCGGUAACUUGUUAGGCCUUGUUAACAUCUUCGGUAAGAUUGCACUUAAAAACGUCCAGCAGGUAAGCUCCUUUCAUGUAGCAUUACCAAUUCAGAUCAUGCCUUUAAAACUGGUUUCAUAACCUUUCAUACAGAAA
Messenger RNA from Hibiscus syriacus, 786 nucleotides. Its product is annotated as short-chain dehydrogenase TIC 32, chloroplastic-like. NCBI's taxonomy places the organism in Eukaryota, Viridiplantae, Streptophyta, Magnoliopsida, Malvales, Malvaceae. Bases 16 to 771 code for a protein of 251 amino acids. The record is from RefSeq and is a predicted model, not a curated record. The transcript is spliced from 7 exons.